This is a messenger RNA of Leptosomus discolor (cuckoo roller), 838 nucleotides long. NCBI's taxonomy places the organism in Eukaryota, Metazoa, Chordata, Aves, Leptosomiformes, Leptosomidae. The record is from RefSeq and is a predicted model, not a curated record.
AUGCCACUGAAACGACCAGAGAAGUCGGUAACCUUGAGGAUCCCACUUCCUCCAAUAGCCCACAUCCCAGGUCUCGGUGACCUUGCAAAACCCCAUGAAGUGCGGUCUCGGUGCCGCAGGAAGUGGAUCAAAGAGACCGAUUCAGCUUCCGUCAAGCUGGCAAAGCAAGGAGGGCGACCUGAAGUCAGAAAAGUGGUGGCUUUUGUCUUUUUCUCUCACGACCGAUGGAAGCACUAUACUCCUGUGACAAUGAAGUCCUCUCCAGCAGCAUAUGCUGCACCUGACUGGUACUCGCACUACUCCAGUCCCCUGGCAACUGAUGAUCCAUGGAGCUAUGUUUCCUCUCUACCAGACUAUAGGGUUCAUGGUGAGUUUAAGGCUGAUGACCAUCAUGGUAAUAGUUAUGAGACAAGAGGGCCUUUUGAUUUUGAUGUGAAAAGUGUUUGGCAGCAGGAUGCUGAGGAAAAAGAAGGUAUGAUGGAGAGGCACUGUGGGACGAUGCUUUGUAGAGCUUGUGAAGACACUUCUAGCUGGGUAAAGCUCCCAGCUAUAAACCCUAAAUACCCAAGAAGAAUGCUGAAUGUUUCUACAAACAAGGAAUUUAGUGUGAAAAAUAAGCUUUCCUUCCCACCUAUGCCUGCUCCGAGAAAAAGUGAAGCAGUAAAAUUUAACAAAUUAAUUAGCGAUGGUUAUGGGACUGUCUGGUUUCAGCAGUGUACUGGAUGGGAAAAAAAGAUUCAAGAAACAUCAGAAAAUAAUGAGCAGUCCAAAGAUUCAGUGCCAUCACAGUCUGAAUCAGCACCUGCAAGCAAUGAGUCAAAGCCACCGCUUCACGGAU